Messenger RNA from Arabis nemorensis, 3516 nucleotides. Lineage: Eukaryota; Viridiplantae; Streptophyta; Magnoliopsida; Brassicales; Brassicaceae. The record is from the annotation of a GenBank genome assembly.
AUGGCGGCAUCGUGGACGGUGGAAGAACUGCCACCGCAACAUCAAGUGUUCAUCAAUUUUCGUGGGGCAGAGUUACGCCGUGGAUUCGUCAGCCAUCUCGUCACGGCCUUGGAAAAUCAUAACAUUAAGGUCUUUAUCGACGCCUACGAAAACAGAGGCGAACAUCUAGAUUCCCUUUUAAAUAGAAUAGAGGAAUCGAGAAUCGCUCUUGCUAUAUUCUCCGUGAGGUACACCGAAUCAAGUUGGUGUUUGAGAGAGCUGACCAAGAUCAAUGAACGUGUUGCGGAAGGCAAAAUCGUGGCUAUUCCCAUCUUCUACAAAGUGGAUCCAUCCACCGUGAGUGAGGUUACGGGAGAGUUUGGUGAUGCAUUUAGGAAACUGGCCAAGGGUGAUGAGAGGAAGAAAGAGUGGAAGGAAGCUUUGGAGGAGAUUCCUGAGCUAAUGGGCAUCACCUUGCACGAGAGAAGCACCGAGAGCAAAAAAAUCGUCAAAAUUGUGACGGCUGUUAAGAAAGUUCUGAUCAAAAGUCCGACGGAGGGAAGCCAGAAAGCCAUUGUGGAUCCUUCAGAAAGUAGUGACACUGGAACUUACUCAGGCGGAGAAAAGGAUAAGACUUUUGGAAUCGAACAACGCUUGAAGGAAUUGGACGAGAAGUUGGAUCAGAAGAGAUACAAGGGAACUCGUAUCAUUGGAGUUGUUGGCAUGCCUGGAAUUGGUAAAACCACACUGCUGAAAGAGCUCUUUAAGAAGUGGCAGCCUAAGUUUACUAGGCACGCAUUAAUCGAUCAAAUCCGCGAAAAGUCAAAUAAUUUCGGGUUAGAUUGCUUGCCCACAUCGCUCUUAGAGAAGCUACUACCGGAUUUGAGAAAUCCCCAAAUAGAUGAUUUCGAGGAACCAUACAAAGAUCAUAAGGGUCAACUUGACAAACGCAAAGUUCUUGUCGUUCUUGAUGAUGUCAGUACAAGGGAACAGAUAUACGCUCUUCUUGGGAAAUAUGAUCUUCUCAAGAAACAUGAGUGGAUUAUAGAUGGAAGCAGGAUUGUCAUUGCGACAAACGACAUGUCCUUGUUAAAGGGUCUGGUUCAUGACACCUAUGUUGUCCGGCAACUGAACCACAGAGACAGCUUACAACUUUUUCGCUAUCAUGCCUUUGAUGACCAUCAAGCCAUUCCUCCCAAGGUAGAUCAUUUCAUGCAGCUGUCGGAUGAGUUUGUGCAUUAUGCCAGAGGUCAUCCACUAGCUCUCAAAAUAUUGGGUAGCGAGCUUUACGAGAAAGAUCUAAAGCAUUGGGAGACAAAACUGAGAAUACUCGCUAAAAUUCCCAGCACUUAUAUUGGAGAGGUUGUCAAAGUAAGCUAUGAUGAAUUGAGUCCAGAGCAGAAGGAUGCAUUUCUCGACAUAGCCUGUUUCAGAUCCGAGGAUGUGGAUUAUGUAGAAAGUUUACUGGCUUCAUCUGCUGAAACAACAAGUGUAGUAAAAGCUCUCAAGAAUAAGUUCUUGAUUAAUACUUGUGACGGUCGUGUGGAGAUGCAUGAUCUACUGUAUACAUUUUCUAGGGAACUUGAUCCUAAAGCAUCCACUCAAAGUGGUAGCAAACAACGGAGGCUGUGGCUCCAUCAAGACAUAAUCAAGGGAUGCAAAGUUAAUGUUCUGCGAAAUCAAAUGAGAGCUCCCAAUGUCAGAGGUAUUUUCCUAGAUUUGUCUGAAGUGGAGGGCGAAACGAGCUUAGACAGUGACCACUUCAAAAAUAUGCGUAAUCUCCGGUAUCUCAAGUUCUACAAUUCUCAUUGUCCUCAGGAAUGUAAAACCGACAAUAAGAUCAACAUCCCUGAUGGACUUGAGCUACCAUUGCAAGAGAUCCGAUGCUUCCACUGGCUGAAAUUCCCACUGGAGGAACUUCCAAUCGAUUUCGAACCGAUUAAUCUCGUGGACCUUAAGCUGCCCUACAGCGAGAUUGAACAGCUUUGGGAUGGUGUUAAGGUUACACCAGUCUUAAAAUGGGUCGAUCUCAAUCACUCAAGUAAGUUGAGCAACUUGUCAGGAUUAUCAAACGCUCAAAAGCUUCAAAGACUGAACCUUGAAGGGUGCACAAGUCUCAAAUCUCUUGGAGAUGUGAAUUUGAUAUCUCUAAAAACUCUCACCCUCAGCAACUGCUCAGAAUUCAAGGAAUUUCCGUUGAUUCCAAAAAACCUAGAAACUCUACACUUGGACAGAACAGCAAUAAGUCACCUUCCUGACAAUGUGGUGAGCCUCGAGAGACUUCUCUUGUUGAAUAUGAAGGACUGCAAAGAGUUGGAGAAUAUCCCUACCUGUAUUGGUGAGCUGAAAUCUCUUCAGAAACUGGUACUAUCUGGUUGUUUAAAGCUCAAGGAAUUUCCAGACAUCAUCAACAAGAGCUCUUUGAUCAUUUUACUUCUGGAUGGGACAUCUAUUAAAACGAUGCCGUUGUUACCCUCAGUGCAGUAUUUAUGCUUAAGCAGAAAUUAUCAGAUUAGCUGCCUCCCAGCUGGGAUCAAUCAUCUUUCUCAACUAACAUGGCUGGAUUUGAAGUAUUGUAAGAGUCUUACAUCUUUUCCAGAGUUACCCCCAAAUCUUCAGUACUUAGAUGCACACGGCUGUAUCUCACUGAAGACAGUUGCAAAACCGUUGGCCCGUAUCAUGCCGACCGCGCAGAACCAUUGCACGUUCAAUUUCACCAACUGUGGCAACCUGGAGCAAGCUGCAAAGGAGGAAAUCACAUCGUAUGCUCAGAGGAAAUGCCAGUUACUAUCAGAUGCUCGUAAACACUACAAUGGGGGUCUUGUUUCAGAGGCUUUGUUCAGCACUUGCUUUCCUGGAUGUGAGGUGCCUUCGUGGUUUUGUCAUGAAGCAGUUGGACCUCUUUUGCAACGCAAACUACUCCCACAUUGGCAUGAAAAGAGACUUUCUGGCAUAGCUCUAUGUGCUGUAGUCUCAUUUCUUGAUGGCCAAGAUCAAAUCAGCUGCUUCUCGGUGACAUGCACCUUUAAUGUAGAGGUUAAAGACAAGUCUUGGAUCCCCUUUACUUGCCCAAUAGGAAGUUGGACUAGAGAGGAAGACAAGAAAGACAAGAUUGAGUCGGAUCAUGUUUUCAUAGGCUACGUUAGUUGCCCACAUACCAUAAGGUGUCUCGAAGACGAGAACUCUGAUAAAUGCAAUUUUACCGAAGCCUCCCUUGAGUUUACUGUGACUGCUGGUACAACUGAGAUAGGAAAAUUCAAGGUCUUGAGGUGCGGUUUGAGUUUGGUGUACGCAAAAGAUAAAAACGAAAGUAGUUCUCAUGAGGCAAAGUAUGAUAUGCCUGUUGAAGUGAGCUCUCAAGAACCUCAACAUGGGGUGAUGGAGGGGCAAAGAGAAAUGCAAAAACAAGAAGUGAUGGUCAACCAAAGAAGAAACGAAAUACCAGAACGGUUUAUAACAUCCAGUGUCACUCAAACUUGUGGUGCGAGUGUAGCUCCAAGAAUGGAAGAUAAACUCAAGGGUCAAGCAAAUGGUUGA